AUGCGUGCCUCUGCCAUUGUCGCCACAGCUGCCGCCAUUGCCAGUACGGCAUACGCUGCCCCUAGCGCCACCAUCUUUGUCGAGACGAAGGGCGUAGCUGGCGGUGGUUUCGGGAAUGUGAGCAUCACCGUGCCUAUUGACACUGUCUACACCAACCAGAAGGCUUUGUCCCAGGUUGGGACGCUGUACCUGACGGCGGCCGACGGUGUCCCCGUGCAAAGCGUUACCUGCACGCCGUACCAGGGUACAGACGGCACCGGCUCGGGUGGCAAGCCCUUCACUUUCGGCACUCCAUCGCGAUUGUCCACCAAUGUCGUUCAGGUUGGCAGCAUUGUCUGCAAGUUGACUAGCUCGACGACCUCCAUCGGUGGGACAACCACCAGCGCUGGGAUAACUUUACCAGCUCCCACCACCACCCCUUUCGCCAAUCCCGACGCCACUGACCGUCCCGCGGCGACUGGCACUGGUACCGGAUCCACGGGCAGCGGUUCUGGCGGUAAUGGCAAUGGCAAUGCUGGCACCACGCUCGCAACUACCGCCACAACUGCAACGGCCUCGACUCCCUCGGACACCUCCACCCCGGCCAAGGGCGGUGCCAUCGGCCGCGACCUCCCUGACAUGUCGGCACUUGUCUUGGGAGCAGUUGGUCUUAUCUUCGCCAUGUAA
Messenger RNA from Neoarthrinium moseri, 666 nucleotides. RefSeq lists its product as uncharacterized. The coding region runs from base 1 to 666 and encodes 221 amino acids. NCBI's taxonomy places the organism in Eukaryota, Fungi, Ascomycota, Sordariomycetes, Amphisphaeriales, Apiosporaceae. The record is from RefSeq and is a predicted model, not a curated record. The transcript has a single exon.